AUGAAAUACUUCAUUGCCGUUGUUGCCCUCGCCGCUUUGGUAGCUGCCAAGCCACAGGCUCCCCAGGAGCCCAUUGCCAUCCUCCGCCAAGCUGCUGACGUGGGACCCGAACAAUACCAAUACAGCUACGAAACCGCCAAUGGAAUCUCCGCAGAAGAGUUCGGUUCGCUGAAGGCUGCCCAGAACGAGGAAGGCGCUGCCAUUGCCGCUCAAGGCCAAUACACCUACACCGACGACCAGGGAAACAAAUUCCAAGUACAGUAUGUCGCUGACGAGAACGGAUUCCAGCCCCAGGGUGCCCACCUCCCAGUCGCCCCACCAGUACCAGAGGCCAUCGCAAGAGCUCUCGAAUACAUCGCAGCUCACCCACAGCCCGAGAAACAUUAA
Phymastichus coffea is the source of this 387-nucleotide messenger RNA. Its product is annotated as larval cuticle protein 65Ag1-like. The transcript has 2 exons. The record is from RefSeq and is a predicted model, not a curated record. Gene Ontology annotation, molecular function: structural constituent of chitin-based larval cuticle. The coding region runs from base 1 to 387 and encodes 128 amino acids. Lineage: Eukaryota; Metazoa; Arthropoda; Insecta; Hymenoptera; Eulophidae. Gene Ontology annotation, cellular component: chitin-based extracellular matrix.